AUGGGCUGGGUUCUUAACGCGACCGAAGAUGUCAACGGACAAUCAAAGUAUCCCACCAUCAUCUCCAUAUGUGCCGUCUUCUCGGUGCUUUCUACCGUCGUUGUGGGGGCGCGAGUCUGGCUCCGAUCAAAGGCUCGUGGGCUGGCCGCCGAUGACUGGCUGUCGGCAUUAUCUGCGAUCUUUGCCAUAGCCUAUUCAGGCAUCACCAUCGCACAAACUAGGUAUGGCCUCGGACUGCCACUAAAGCUGCGACCCGAGCCGAACCUCGUCAUGUAUACGCGGGUCAACUACUCUGGUAGACCUGUUUAUCAGCUCGGCAUCUCCUUCUUCAAAAUUGCGCUACUGAUAAGCUACCUACGCUUGAUCCAAGGGACUCAUCACAAGGUCUACAGGAUCAUCAUAUGGGUCACCAUAGGCUUCGUGUUUCUAGCGCAUCUAGGAUGUGCGCUUGCGCUUAUCCUUGCCUGUAAACCGGUACAUAAGAGCUGGAAUCCAAAGGCCCAGGGCACCUGCUUGGCCCCAGGUCCUUCCUUCACUGGCUACGCCGUCGUCACAAUAAUCUCGGAUAUCGUCACAGCACUGCUCCCUCUUCCGGUGCUCUUGAAGCUUCAAGUCAGGACGAGCAAGAAGAUCGGGCUCGUCUCGAUUUUCAUGCUGGGAGUCUUGACAACCGUAGCCUCUAUUAUGCGCUACUUGCAGAUCGAUAGGAUACAACACGGAGAUGGCGAUUCCACUCUACUCGUUCUCUGGGGGACGAUUGAAUUCAACAUUGGUAAUGUUGUGUCAUCGCUCCCAUUCCUCGCCCCUCUCUUCAUACGAAAAGCGAAAGACUAUCGAUCGAAACACUCCGAUGAUUACAACACGCCAAGUGGAAGAAACAAGAGCAGGACGGACGGCCAGGGGUCCAGGUUCUCUAUGAAGGUGCUCUCAUCGAGCAGGGCCGGGCCCGUGGAAGAGAACGCAUCGGAGACAGGGAGCCGAGAAAAUAUCCUUGCCGGGGACAGAGAUAUUGUGAAGUCGGUGACAUACAGCGUGAAGGUAGAUGACGCUUCGAUAUCGGGAACUACUCAGGAUAGAUCACUAAGUUAG
Messenger RNA from Clonostachys rhizophaga, 1089 nucleotides. NCBI's taxonomy places the organism in Eukaryota, Fungi, Ascomycota, Sordariomycetes, Hypocreales, Bionectriaceae. The record is from the annotation of a GenBank genome assembly.